UUCCCGCGAGUGGUUCAUCGGACACAGGCACAGCGUUUCCUCACAUCCAUUCACUCACACUCGAUCGCUCGUACAGCUAACAUCUGACACAGUGCAGGAACAAACACAAGGUUGGCAAGGAAGAGAAAUACGCGAUCAACGCGUAUAUACAAAUACAAGUUUAAUGUAUGAAUCGCGCGCGUGUGCAGUACGGUGUAUUGUGUAAAGGAGAAUUAGUUGUGCGUAUGCGUAACCGGCUAUAUGGACGAACUUGAAGUCGAAAGAGAAAAAGGUGUGCGAGAGUAGACAGAGCGGCGGCGGCGAGCGCGGGUAAACGGGUCAGCAUUGGUAAGCACGAUUAGCCAAAAACGCGCAGUCGCGCGUUGAUCCUGUUGGGUGGGAGGCGAUCAGCUGUAAGCACGCGAGGAGCGAGAUGUUCGUCCUGCAGAGGUCUAUAUUAUCGCCCAGCAGCAGAAGUUGUACAGGAUCAUGGGCGCGUAUGCUUCCUCCUACGCAUCCUGCUGUAAAGGAUAUUCAACAAAAAGAGAUUCACGAAGUGUCCGGCGAUGUCAUACCUAUCAAUAUGGUGAAAGGUAUCGGUCAUUUAAGGGAUCCACGACUCAAUAAGGGUUUGGCAUUUACUUUGAAAGAAAGAAUAUCUUUGGGUAUACAUGGUUUACAGCCUCCAAGAUUCAAAACUCAGGAAGAACAAUUGGCUCUGUGCAAAGCUUCAGUUAUGAAGUACACAGAGGAUUUAAACCGUUAUCUUUAUCUCGUAGAACUGCAGGAGAGAAACGAGAGAUUAUUUUUCCGUCUGUUGAGCGAGAACAUCGAACAAAUGAUGCCAAUUGUUUACACACCUACCGUUGGACUAGCCUGUCAAAAGUUUGGCGUUAUCUAUCGAAGACCCCGUGGAUUAUUCAUUACUAUAUACGACAAAGGUCACAUUUAUGAAAUCUUGAACAACUGGCCCGAGCAAGCAGUUCGAGCGAUUUGCGUGACGGAUGGAGAAAGAAUUCUCGGGCUGGGUGAUCUUGGAGCUUGUGGGAUGGGAAUCCCAGUGGGGAAAUUGGCCCUUUACACGGCUCUGGCCGGCAUAAAACCGCACCAAUGCCUACCAAUUACGAUCGAUGUUGGGACAAACAAUGAACAAUUGAGAAACGAUCCUCAUUACAUCGGGCUUAACAAGCCCAGGAGUCAUGGGGCCGAAUACGAUGAAUUGAUCGAUGAAUUUAUGGCCGCUUGCGUGAAAAAGUAUGGUCAAAAUGUUCUCAUCCAAUUCGAAGAUUUUGGCAAUCACAACGCUUUCCGUUUCUUGGAUAAAUAUCGUGAUAAAUAUUGCACGUUUAACGACGAUAUACAAGGUACUGCUGCGGUCGCGGUUGCUGGAAUUCUAGCAUCGAAAAGAAUAACUAAGAAAAGAAUAUCCGAAAACAAGUUCGUAUUUUUAGGCGCCGGCGAGGCAGCUAUCGGGAUAGCCAAUCUUUGCGUGAAGGCGAUGGAAGUGGACGGUUGCAGCACUCAGCAAGCGCGCGACAAUAUUUGGAUGAUGGAUAUCGAUGGACUGCUGGUUAAAGAUCGGCCGGAAGGCAACCUCGAAGGUCACAAGAUCUGGUACGCGAAAAAGUACAAAGUGAUGAAAUCGUUGUUCGAGGUGGUAAAGGAAAUAAAACCGUCCGUUUUGAUCGGCGCGUCGGCGGCAGCGGGAGCAUUCACCACCGACGUUCUAAAGGAGAUGGCCAGAAACAACGAGAGACCUUUAAUUUUCGCGUUGAGCAAUCCGACAAGCAAAGCGGAAUGCACGGCUCAACAAGCGUACGAUCACACGAAUGGGAAAUGUAUAUUUUCGUCCGGUUCGCCGUUCGGCGACGUGCAUUACGGAGGGAAAAUUUACAAGCCCGGCCAGGGGAACAACGCGUACAUUUUCCCUGGGAUCGCGUUGGGCGUGAUCGCCACUGGCUGCCACCACAUCACCGAGGAUCUGUUCCUUAUUUCAGCUCAGGCUGUCGCCGAUCACGUGAAAGACGAACAUCUCGAAGUUGGUAGCGUUUAUCCGCCGUUAGGCACCAUUCGCGAAUGUUCCAUUGAUAUCGCCGUUCGAAUCGCCGAAUAUGCUUACGCUAAGAGUGGGUUGGCAAGUGAAUAUCCAGAGCCCAAGGACAAACGGCAAUUUAUUGUAAGUAAAAUGUACGAUGCGAACUACGACAGUCCACUGCCAAACGUUUAUGACUGGCCAGGAGACUAUGCCAAACCUCGUGUUUUGCCAGAUAAAUUAUGACGUGUUGGCGACUCGAAAGACGAGACGACUGCUCUGACAUAUAUACAGUCAUUUUAAAUUAAAAAUCAAUCAAUUUCAAACAGAAAUAUGACUUGAAAUAUGGUUAUAGUCCUCUAAUCUUUUAAACUUCUUUGAUUCUGAAUAUCAUCAGAAAAUCGAAUUUUUUAAUUCGUACUUUUCCCGCGUAUCACAUAUUUGUACGUACUUAUUUAUUAUUAAUUUAAAAAAAACUGCAAUUAUAUUUUUUACGACUGUUCACUAAUUUCAAAUCCAUUAAUCUCUAGUGUAUUUAUUUUAUUUUUUUUGUAUUUCUUUUAUCUCUCUAUUUGUAUUUAAAUUGAACAAUUAUGUUCGUAAAUCAAAAAGUAUUAUAAUAUUGUGAUACUUUUUUUUUUUUUAAUCAUUAGAAGAAAUUAGUGAAUAGUUCAUUGCUUGUAGAAAUUAUGUCACAUAUAUAUAUAUAUAUUGAUAAUAUUAUCAUAUAUACGUAUAUUAAUUUUUUUAAAGUUAUAAUAACUAUAAUAACUUUCUUUUCAAAACGUAUAAUAUUGAAUAAACGUGUGGAAUUUAGCGAUAUAUAUUAUAUUUAAAAAAAAAAAAAGCGAUUAUUAUAUAUAAUCAUCAAAAGUAUAUAAAUUUCAUAACACGAAGAUGUCCCGUUAGGUGUUGUAAUAUGUAAGGCCACAUAAGUUGUCACCGUUUCUUCGAUUUUAUAUUUGCCUUUAAUAAGCAAUUAAUAUGAUUAGAAAAAACAGGACAACUUUGUAAAAUCCGUAUUUUUUGUACUGUAUUGUAAUUGUCACUGUUAAGUUAAGUAAAUAUGAAACUGAAAAUUUUGUCAAAAGGUUCCUAUAUGUUACGUGAAAUAGAAACUUUGAUGAUAACGUCGAUUUGAUUAUUACUGCCACAUCACAAAUAUAAUUACCUCAUUUAUAAAUUAUUCUUAUGAAUUACACCAUAUAUGUGUGUGUGUAUAUAUACAUAUAUUUGGAACAAGAAAAACAAAUUUAAAUUAGCCGAGUAUAGCUGUUCUCUCGUUACAAUUUGUUAUUAAACGUGUAUAUUAUAUACUAAAUGAAUACAUGAAUAAAUGUUAAAACAUGAUCCGUUAA
This is a messenger RNA of Apis mellifera (honey bee), 3369 nucleotides long. Its product is annotated as NADP-dependent malic enzyme. The transcript has 11 exons. The record is from RefSeq and is a predicted model, not a curated record. The coding region runs from base 413 to 2257 and encodes 614 amino acids. Gene Ontology annotation, biological process: malate metabolic process; pyruvate metabolic process. NCBI's taxonomy places the organism in Eukaryota, Metazoa, Arthropoda, Insecta, Hymenoptera, Apidae. Gene Ontology annotation, cellular component: mitochondrion. Gene Ontology annotation, molecular function: malate dehydrogenase (decarboxylating) (NAD+) activity; malate dehydrogenase (decarboxylating) (NADP+) activity; NAD binding.